Messenger RNA from Amblyraja radiata (thorny skate), 3077 nucleotides. RefSeq names its product protein ABHD8. The coding region runs from base 314 to 1789 and encodes 491 amino acids. Gene Ontology annotation, biological process: lipid homeostasis; phosphatidic acid biosynthetic process. The record is from RefSeq and is a predicted model, not a curated record. Gene Ontology annotation, cellular component: mitochondrion. Lineage: Eukaryota; Metazoa; Chordata; Chondrichthyes; Rajiformes; Rajidae. Gene Ontology annotation, molecular function: lysophosphatidic acid acyltransferase activity; carboxylic ester hydrolase activity. The transcript has 5 exons.
GCUGCCUCUGCAGCGGCCAAGGACGAAGGGAGAGAUGAUCCGGAGUCGCGGGAGCGCGGAGACGCGAGAGCGCGCAAACACGGGGCGCGGAGGCACGGGAGCGCGGAGACACGGGCAGCAGUUUUCGUUUCAUACCUGUAGCGAGGAUUGCAAGCCCAACCGGCGCAAUGUAAACCAGGAGCGGAAAAUCAUCGAGCUACCACCUUGCCCGUAACCUCGGCUCCAUUCAACGUUUGCAAUAAUUAAUCUCGUCCACUGGAAUCCGUGCGGUGAUUGCAAUUUCAUGCACAUCCCGUGGAGUUUGCUUUUAUGAAUGAGGACCAACAUGCUGACCAGCAUCACGGAGGGCAUCCUGUGCUGUAUCACGGGCCGGCCGCUGAACGUGGUGGGGGCCAUCGACAGCGUGGAGUCUGCGGACGGCUAUGAGUACGUGGAGGUGAAGCCGGGCCGGGUGCUGCGGGUCAAGCACGUGAUGCCGGUGCGGACGGGGGAGCAGCUGGCGGAGGGGUGCGAGGGGCGGCCGGGCCGCGGUGUGGUCCACUGCAGGCGCCGCAUCUGCAUCUACCGCGGCGGCCAGGUGGUGAUCGAGAACUUGGGCGACGCCGUGCGCUCCGAGAUCCUGCACUGUCGCAACGGCAGCGGCGACACCGGCAGCACGCUGGAGAUCGAGCUCUCCGACACCCAUGCAGCGGCGCAGCCUGGCGCCCCCGCCGAGAGUGCGGCUCCCGUGCAGCCAAGUACAGCAGUCGUGCAGCCCGGCGCAGCACACGUGCAGCCACGCGCUGGAACCGCGCCGAUCAGCGCAGCGCCCGUGCAUAGCAGUGCCGCCACCGUGCAGCCCAAUGCAGCACCCAUGCAGUCCAGUACAGCUCCAAUGCAGCCCAGUGCCACCACCGCGCAGCCCAGUGAAGCCAAGCGUCGCAGGCGCAGGCCGAAGCGGACGGUGACGAUCGAUUGCAAGAAGCACAUCACCAGCUGCAAGGGCACGCACUCGGACGUGGUGCUGUUCUUCAUCCACGGGGUGGGCGGCUCGCUGGACAUCUGGAAGGAGCAGUUGGACUUCUUCGGCAAGCUGGGCUACGAGGUGGUAGCCCUGGACUUAGCGGGCCACGGGGCCAGCACCGCUCCCAAGGUGGGCGCUGCCUACACCUUCUACGCCCUCCGCGAGGACAUGAGGGCCAUCUUCAAACGCUACGCCAAGAAGCGGAACAUCCUGAUCGGGCACUCCUACGGCGUCUCGUUCUGCACGUUCCUGGCUCACGAGUACCCUGACCAGGUACACAAGGUGGUGAUGAUCAACGGCGGCGGCCCGACAGCCCUGGAGCCCAGCCUUUGCUCCAUCUUCAACCUGCCCUCCUGCGUGCUGCACUGCCUCUCGCCCUGCCUGCUCUGGAGCUUCCUCAAGGCGGCGUUUGCCCGACAGGGGGCCAAGGAGAAGCAGCUGCUGCGAGACGGCAAUGCCUUUAAGGUGACCUCUUUCGUGCUGCGGGCCAUGAUGAGCGGCCAGUACUGGCCGGAGGGUGACGAGGUGUACCACGCCGAGCUGACCGUGCCCGUGCUGCUGCUUCAUGGGCUGCACGACAGGUUCGUGCCCAUCGAGGAGGACCAGCGCAUGGCCGAGAUCCUGCUGAUUGCUUUCCUGAAGAUCAUCGACGAGGGCAGCCACAUGGUGAUGAUGGAGUGCCCGGAGACGGUGAAUACACUGCUUCACGAGUUCCUGCUGUGGGAGCCGGAGGUCAGUGCGGGCGAGACAGCCGAGAAUGGCCAGAGGGAGGAGAGCACCAAAUAAAGAAGGUCAACGGGGCAACUAAUCAUCCAGCAAUUUUGGUGGAAACGCUAUUGUUGACAGGCCGAUUGUGUGGAGCUGUCGGGAUGGUCGCAGCUUAAGGCUGUUUGUGACAUGCGGCGAGGAGCUAUGGACCGAGGGAAUUCGGCCUGUAUUCAGGCUUCAACCUGGGCAUUGGGAGUUGGUCAGAGUUAACCCUGUACAAUGUAUACUUCGAGAAACGGCAGCUAUGUGUGUGCGGUUUAUCAUCAGCUGUGUAUUUUUUUUUAAAACAGAAAAACUCACCAGGUAAUGUGAAACUCAAUUAUUCGAAAGAGCGGAGAUUUCUUGUGUUACCAGAGUUACAACAAACAGGACUAUUUGGAAUCUCCAGGACGAUGGUGAGGAAUGGACAUCAUUAAAUAAACAAUGUAUUUUUUAAAACACUUUGAUUGAUUAUCAGAAGUAUUGCAGAUGGAGGUGGGGACAAUAGGUGGAUGGCUUUCAGGAGUCACACUACCAGGUAACAGAUGGGCUUGAGUUGUGCACAGACUGGACAGGCAGUCAAAGGUGGUGGGUGUGGGCUGGGAUGUGACGAGUUCUGGAAUAUACCCAACCAGACCAGAGAAGCCAAGAGCUCCAGCUGAGGUGUCGGUCAAUAUCUGGACACUACACUGACCAACAUCUCAGUCAGUGCAUGGUCACUGCAUGGACCGAUCAAGGUGGUGGUCAGUCUACAGGCACUGCACUGACUGUAGUGGUGGCCAGUGUAUGGAUACUCCACAGACCGAGGUGACAGUCAGUGUAUAGACAGGGAUAGUGGUCAAUGUAUAGACACUGCACUAUAAGGUACGAACACUGCCAAUAUGACCAUCCACACGCACAGGAUUUGUAGCUCAAGUCUAAUCUUGUUGCGAUCGUUGAUUGUUGGGCAAGGAGUUGGAAGAGUGGAAUUUGCUCUAGCUGAUUGUCACCUUCCCUCGGGCUGGAGUUCAGUGUCCAGUGAGGAGGUUACACUGAACCAUUCCACUGCCACAAGCCAGGAGGUCUUUGCUAGGCUCUGCGCUGCCAGUCCACAGCCAUCACCAGCAGGGUCCCCGACUGCGCCCAUCUCGAGCAGAUAGUCUGAGCAGUGUUCUGAGGGAGGCAGUGCUGGCCCUACUUUGCUAUUGUCUCCAGUACCUAAUGCAAUGUGCUGUUAUACAAUAUACAGAAUGUCAGUUAUCUCCAGUAUCUUCCCAGUGAGUGCUAUUGUGUAAUCUUUAUAUUAUAUGGUAUGUAUUAUAACAUGGAAUAUAUUGAACUCAAUUAA